AUGACAUAUUGGAACGGCACCAUAUUAGGACCCCCACAUAGUAAUCAUGCUAACCGUAUUUACUCUUUAUCCAUUGAAUGUGGCCCAAAUUAUCCAGAUGAACCACCAAAGAUUAAAUUCAUAUCGAGAGUAAACUUACCAUGCGUCGAUGUCAACACUGGUGAAGUUAAGCCUACAGAAUUCCACACAUUACGUGACUGGAAAAGAUCCUACACUAUGGAAACGAUAUUACUAGAAUUAAGAAAAGAAAUGGCAUUACCUGCAAACAAAAAACUAGGACAACCAAAAGAAGGUACUACAUUUUAA
This is a messenger RNA of Vanderwaltozyma polyspora DSM 70294, 306 nucleotides long. RefSeq names its product E2 ubiquitin-conjugating protein MMS2 (gene MMS2). Lineage: Eukaryota; Fungi; Ascomycota; Saccharomycetes; Saccharomycetales; Saccharomycetaceae. The transcript has a single exon. The coding region runs from base 1 to 306 and encodes 101 amino acids. The record is from RefSeq and is a predicted model, not a curated record. Gene Ontology annotation, biological process: DNA damage tolerance; protein K63-linked ubiquitination. Gene Ontology annotation, cellular component: nucleus.